This is a messenger RNA of Ostertagia ostertagi, 492 nucleotides long. NCBI's taxonomy places the organism in Eukaryota, Metazoa, Nematoda, Chromadorea, Rhabditida, Trichostrongylidae. The record is from the annotation of a GenBank genome assembly.
AUGAUCGGAAUGAUGAACUCUCCCGCGGAUACCGUGGAAUUUUAUGCAGCAAAGAAAAGCAACGAAGAUGGUGCCAAUGCUGACGAAAAGGAUUUGAAAGUGUUCAGCGAAGCGAAGCGCAAACAGAGCGUUACCUAUACGCAAGACGGCCGUCGAAUGAUUGAUGGAAAGAUUGAAGGCGGUUCGGGCACAGCUAUGCAUCUAUGGGGAGAAACACUGCGAAGAGGAGCGAUCACGACUCACAUGAUUGCUAGUGAUGGCGAAGAUGAGAAUCAGAAUGACGAAGAAAGCGAAGUUCCAGAUGAAAGAGAUUGUACGGAAGCUACGAAAAUUUCGAACCCUGUGGAGGUUUGCGCGACGAAUAAAUGUCUUCGAGAGGGUCUCAGUGAAGAGAAUCUGAAGGCUUUCACCGAAAUCAAACAGAGGCAGACUGUUACCUAUACGAAAGGUCAGUGUAACCCUACAAGAGAGAAUCGCCGAAUGUCACUAUGA